UGGUGGCUUACCUACAUACUCUGAGUCUGUGGCCACGUUGCGAGAUGCAAUGCUGGCUUUAAAGAAGUCGGGGAAACGCGGCUUUUGAAAGGAGAAUGCCCUUACAGACUGGGAUCCCAGCCGGGCCGGACGUGAUGCUGCUGAGCACUGCUGCUGUUCUGCUGAUGCUCUGUGCACAGCGCAUGCACGGCUCUGCCCUUCCUGCCGUGUCCUCCUAUGACUUCACCGCCUACAGGAUGCAGCAGUACAAUCUGGCGCAGCAGAAGCAUGGCUGCCGUGGAGCCAUAGUUGUGGCGGAGGCACGCUCUGCAGAUGAACCAUCGCUGACCCGCCGUUGUGUCAUCAUGAAGAUUCAGGACUUCACUGUGGAGACAUACUUUGAGGCCCUGAGACAGAAUGCUGCUGCUGUGCUGAUCUUGUUGCCACAAAACAUCUCCAGCGUCUCACACGAGACAGUAAAGUCCUUCAUGGUGAGCGAGAAUGAGGCCUUGCAGAAGGAAACUCUUAUUCCAGUGUAUGUUGUUCCUGAGGAUGAACAGCUGCUCUACAUGUAUGAUGAAGUGAAGCAGGCGGCCGCCUCACGGACCUCAUCCAUACUCGUCAGAGUUCUCCGAAGUAUGGUCACAGCUACAGCCUUUCAGCUCUUAGUGAGCAACAACAACGCCAUUAAGGCUAUCACUGACAACACCAUAGUUGCAUUGGAGGGCGCGCUGCUUGGGACGGGAGAGGAUGCUCCCACCAUCGUCAUCACCGCCCACUAUGACUCCUACGGACUAGCUCCGUGGUUGUCAUACGGAGCUGACUCUAACGGCAGCGGAGUCGUCAUUCUGCUGGAACUGGCACGUCUCUUCCAGAAACUUUACAGCAGCUCCAGCACCAGACCGCACUAUAAUUUACUGUUUUCCUUGACUGGAGGAGGAAAAUACAACUUCCUUGGCACGAAGAGGUGGAUUGAGGAGAAUCUUGAUCAUGCUGAGUCCAGCCUGCUUCAUGACAACGUGGCAUUCGUCUUGUGUUUGGACACUCUGGCCAAAGGUGAUGAGCUGUACGUGCAUGUGUCUCGCCCUCCGAAGCCCGACACCCCUCUGCACUCUUUCGUUCAACAGCUGGAGGAGGUUGUGUUCUCCAGAUUUCCCUGGGUGACGGUGGGAUUGGUGCACAAGAAGAUCAAUCUUGUAGAGUCAACGGUGGCCUGGGAGCACGAACGCUACAGCCUCCGGAGGAUCCUGGGCUUCACUCUAUCUCAUGUGGAAGAUCCCAAAUCUGAGCUUCGUGGCACUAUACUAGACACAAUGUCUCAAGUGGAUUUUAGGAAACUUAAACGAAAUGGCAUCAUCAUAGCAGAAGCACUGGCCCGAUAUAUGUACAAUCUCUCAGACAAGGGUUCACCAAAGGAUAUUCAAGUUUUUAAGGGUCAGUUGGACUUUCAGGACAGUCGCAUGUCCAGUUUGAUGUCCUUUUUGACCUCAGUGCCUCGGGCUGCCCAGCUGCUGCACAAAGAGCCCGGCCAAAUCCUGCUGGUCAACUCCCUGGAGCAGGAGUUCAAGCACUACCUGCAGCAGGUCCAGAGACACACCUUCCGGCAGGACAAGAGGGACCCUGAAAUCACCUUUUUUGAUCAAAUGAACCAACCGAUUGUGAUGUACAGGGUGAAGCCAGCGGCGUUUGAUCUCUUCCUGGGAGGAUGCAUCACUGCCUAUUUGGGGAUUGUUUAUUAUUCAAUCCAGAAUUUUGGGCAUCUAUACACUAAACUCAAAGCUGCAGUGAAAACCAAGCAUCAGUGAAAGCUUCAAGGCUUCCACCUUUCCUGAGCUCAUGAUGGACGUCCGCUUCACAAGCUGAGCAGAACACUGAGGCGAUCCAGCAUGAAUUUUCUCACAGUGAAAGAAAAAGUGUGCAUUUGUUUUGUGCUGUGUCAGAUGUUCAAAAAUGUUUGUAUGCUGUUCUUUUUUUUUUUUUUUUUUUUAGAAAGGACUUUCUUGGAAUUCUUGAAAGCAUAAAAAUCAAGAAAUAAAAGUGUUUGUUAUCAAAACUGUCAA
Fundulus heteroclitus (mummichog) is the source of this 2039-nucleotide messenger RNA. RefSeq names its product M28_nicalin_like domain-containing protein. NCBI's taxonomy places the organism in Eukaryota, Metazoa, Chordata, Actinopteri, Cyprinodontiformes, Fundulidae. The transcript is spliced from 16 exons. Gene Ontology annotation, biological process: regulation of signal transduction. The record is from RefSeq and is a predicted model, not a curated record. Bases 96 to 1784 code for a protein of 562 amino acids. Gene Ontology annotation, cellular component: endoplasmic reticulum membrane.